UGGAAGCAGCCCCUCAGCCAUGGUGGUGGUGUGCUCACAUGAACCGGCCAUAUUAACCGGACUAUACAGAGAAGACGGUGACACAGGCUCGGCCGUGUUGCACACACCGGUGACGGGGAGCCCGGAUACAUGGAGCAGGCGCAGCGCGCACAGAUGCAGGGCCCUCCCCUCCGCCGCUCAAGUCGCUGUGGAUCCAUGGCGGGCGGCGGGGACUCCAGCUGUGUGGAGAUAGAGGCGGCUGUGGGAGCGGGGAUGUGCCGGUGGCCAUAUAUGGGUUAGUAGCGGCCCAGGGUGUUGUGUCCAUGCCCGCUGUGCCGGAGGGGGAGAACUGCUGCGCCCAGUCAGGAAGACAUUUGAGAAUGUGGAAAUAUAUGGAACUGCGUUCGGUUGAAAAAUUUUUUGGAUAAAAUGUCUGAUUUCUGGAAUCUGCAAGUCAAUGAAAAAUGCAAAUAGAACGGCAGUGUUAUAUUUGUAACUAUGGGCUGCAAUAGAACAGCUCUUGGCAGCUGCACUUAUUCCAGUAUGAAUGUGACGACAGCGAGCGAGGACUCCAAUUUUAAUGCAUUCCCCACUCCUCUCAGGAUAUUAUUGGCAAUAAUAAUGGUAAUAAUGAUUGCCAUAGCUUUUUUGGGCAAUGCCAUUGUUUGCCUUAUUGUCUAUCAAAAGCCAGCCAUGCGUUCUGCAAUCAACCUGCUUCUUGCAACGCUUGCAUUCUCUGACAUCAUGUUGUCGCUGUUCUGCAUGCCUUUUACUGCAGUUACAAUUAUCACUGGGAGUUGGCACUUUGGAUCUCAGUUUUGCCAGAUAUCAGCCAUGCUCUACUGGUUCUUCGUGUUAGAAGGGGUAGCCAUCCUACUUAUCAUCAGUGUUGAUCGUUUUUUGAUCAUUGUGCAGAGACAGGAUAAAUUAAACCCACACCGUGCCAAAAUAAUGAUAGUCACUUCUUGGAUCUUUUCUUUUUGCAUUUCAUUUCCAUCUGUUGUAGGUUGGGCCUUGGUUGAAGUUCCAACACGAGCACCACAAUGUGUUUUAGGAUAUACAGAAUUUUCAGCUGAUAGGGCAUACGCAGUUAUGCUAGUGGUAGCAGUGUUCUUUAUCCCUUUCAGCGUAAUGCUAUACUCUUAUCUAUGCAUCCUAAACACAGUAAGACGAAAUGCUGUAAGAAUUCAUAACCAUGCCGAGAGCUUAUGCCUCAGCCAAGUCAGCAAGUUAGGUUUGAUGGGGCUUCAGAGACCUCAUCAAUUGAAUGUGGACAUGAGUUUCAAGACCAGGGCCUUCACUACCAUACUGAUUCUGUUUAUUGGAUUCUCCCUUUGCUGGCUUCCACAUUCAGUGUUCAGUCUGCUGUCUGUCUUUAGUAGGACUUUCUACUACAGUUCCUCCUUUUAUAUUAUCAGUACCUGCAUUUUGUGGCUUAGUUACCUCAAAUCUGUAUUCAACCCUGUCAUAUACUGCUGGAGGAUAAAGAAGUUUCGGGAGGCCUGCAUGGAAUUUAUGCCCAAAACAUUUAAGAUCCUUCCUAAAUUUCCAGGAAGGACAAGGAGAAGAAUACGUCCUAGUACCAUCUAUGUUUGUAGUGAACAUCAGUCGGCUGUAUAGGAAAUCUCUUCAGGGAUUCUGAAUAAGCACAGAACACUUUUGCCUGAUAUAUUGCACAUUUUUUAUUUUAUUUUAUUUUUCUGCAAUACUUCAGCUUAAUAUAUUAUUGUGUCCCAUUGGUUAUAGACUUUUUUAAUGAUGAGCUGGCGUUUACAUGGAUGUUCUUAAGUGUCAAUUGUCAACUCAUUCGGUCAAACGUGUUAAUUAUCUUUCAUGGCAGAGGAAAAGGAAAAAUAAUGGGAUUGCACUGCAUUAUUGUAUAUAUUUCCAAGGGAAAGAUGAGAACUGAGCAAUAAAGAAAAUAUUGCCAAAUCAUUUGCAAUAAUUAAAUAAAAGUAGCAUUUUUAUAUACUGUAUGUAUGCUAUUGUUUUGC
This is a messenger RNA of Hyla sarda, 1973 nucleotides long. RefSeq names its product G protein-coupled receptor 45 (gene GPR45). The transcript has 2 exons. Gene Ontology annotation, biological process: G protein-coupled receptor signaling pathway. Bases 478 to 1599 code for a protein of 373 amino acids. Lineage: Eukaryota; Metazoa; Chordata; Amphibia; Anura; Hylidae. Gene Ontology annotation, cellular component: membrane. The record is from RefSeq and is a predicted model, not a curated record. Gene Ontology annotation, molecular function: G protein-coupled receptor activity.